AUGUAAGACGACCCAACAUUAUUUACAACACUUAAAGGACACAAAGAUACUAUAACAGCAUUGUCAUUUCAUCCUGGAUUGUAUAUCAAUAAUUAUAUAGUAGAAAAUCAAUAGCUUCAAGUGCUAAUGAUGGUGUAGUAUCUGUAUGGCAAUUGAAAUAACCAAGAAAGAUUUAUAGAUUUAUGGGUCAUAAAGGAUAAGUAAGUGAUGUACAAUUUUCUCCUAAUGGAUUAUUAAUUGCAUCUUGUGCAAAAGAUGAGACUAUAAGACUUUGGAAUAAUACAGUUGAAGGAAGUUCAGUAUCAAUAAAGGCACAUUCAGCACCUGUCAGAAGUGUUUAAUUUUCUUGUGAUGGUUAAUUAUUAGUAAGUUCAAGUGAUGAUAAAUCUGUGAAAGUUUGGAGUGUAAAUGAUCGUAAAUUUCAAUAUGGAUUCCAGCAUACAAAUUGGGUUAGAAGUGCAGUGUUUUCAUAAGAUGUUAGAUUGAUAGCAUCAGGUGGUGAUGAUAGAGCAGUUAUUAUUUGGGAUUGUGAUUCAAAAAAAGAAGCUUAAAGAUAUAAUGAACAUAUUGGAGUAGUCUAUAAAGUUCAAUUCUCACCAGAUUCUACAAUAUUAGGAUCAUGUUCUCAUGAUAAAAAAUUAAAAUUAUUUGAUGUAAGAUCAAAGAGAGUUAUAUAACAUUAUGAUGCUCAUGCAGAUUCAGUAUUAGAUUUGAAAUUUCAUCCAUCUGGAUAAUUUGCUAUGACAUCUGGAGCUGAUAGUAAAGUAAAAGUAUGGGAUCUAAGAAUGGGUAAAUUAGCAUAUACACUUUAUGGUCAUAAUGGUUAAGCUACUACAUGUGCAUUUUCUAAUCAUGGAGAUUAUUUUGCUACUGGAGGAUCUGAUAGUAUGAUUUUAGUUUGGAAUACUAAUUGGGUAUGCAGUGGUCAAGAAUCUUUAGAUGAAAAACCUAAAUAAGUUAAAACUAAACCUAUUCAACAUACAUAACCAUAAACAUAAUAAUAAUCAUCUUAAUAGAAAGAAAAUAUAUAAUAAACUAAUAGUUAAUUACCUAAGUAGAAAGAAACUGUUCUAUAUUCAAAUGCAGAUAAUAGUCUACAUAAAAAGAGUGAAUUUAAUUAAAGUGUAUAAUUAUAGAAAGAGGAUGUACCAGCNGAAUUAAUUAUAUAAUUUGAAUUUUAAAUUAAACGAAAUGUAAGACGACCCAACAUUAUUUACAACACUUAAAGGACACAAAGAUACUAUAACAGCAUUGUCAUUUCAUCCUGGAUUGUAUAUCAAUAAUUAUAUAGUAGAAAAUCAAUAGCUUCAAGUGCUAAUGAUGGUGUAGUAUCUGUAUGGCAAUUGAAAUAACCAAGAAAGAUUUAUAGAUUUAUGGGUCAUAAAGGAUAAGUAAGUGAUGUACAAUUUUCUCCUAAUGGAUUAUUAAUUGCAUCUUGUGCAAAAGAUGAGACUAUAAGACUUUGGAAUAAUACAGUUGAAGGAAGUUCAGUAUCAAUAAAGGCACAUUCAGCACCUGUCAGAAGUGUUUAAUUUUCUUGUGAUGGUUAAUUAUUAGUAAGUUCAAGUGAUGAUAAAUCUGUGAAAGUUUGGAGUGUAAAUGAUCGUAAAUUUCAAUAUGGAUUCCAGCAUACAAAUUGGGUUAGAAGUGCAGUGUUUUCAUAAGAUGUUAGAUUGAUAGCAUCAGGUGGUGAUGAUAGAGCAGUUAUUAUUUGGGAUUGUGAUUCAAAAAAAGAAGCUUAAAGAUAUAAUGAACAUAUUGGAGUAGUCUAUAAAGUUCAAUUCUCACCAGAUUCUACAAUAUUAGGAUCAUGUUCUCAUGAUAAAAAAUUAAAAUUAUUUGAUGUAAGAUCAAAGAGAGUUAUAUAACAUUAUGAUGCUCAUGCAGAUUCAGUAUUAGAUUUGAAAUUUCAUCCAUCUGGAUAAUUUGCUAUGACAUCUGGAGCUGAUAGUAAAGUAAAAGUAUGGGAUCUAAGAAUGGGUAAAUUAGCAUAUACACUUUAUGGUCAUAAUGGUUAAGCUACUACAUGUGCAUUUUCUAAUCAUGGAGAUUAUUUUGCUACUGGAGGAUCUGAUAGUAUGAUUUUAGUUUGGAAUACUAAUUGGGUAUGCAGUGGUCAAGAAUCUUUAGAUGAAAAACCUAAAUAAGUUAAAACUAAACCUAUUCAACAUACAUAACCAUAAACAUAAUAAUAAUCAUCUUAAUAGAAAGAAAAUAUAUAAUAAACUAAUAGUUAAUUACCUAAGUAGAAAGAAACUGUUCUAUAUUCAAAUGCAGAUAAUAGUCUACAUAAAAAGAGUGAAUUUAAUUAAAGUGUAUAAUUAUAGAAAGAGGAUGUACCAGCUGAAGUUAUUACUUAAUUAGAUAAUAUAAGUGGUUAAUUAGAAUUAAUUACAAGGUUAUUA
Paramecium pentaurelia is the source of this 2405-nucleotide messenger RNA. The record is from the annotation of a GenBank genome assembly. Lineage: Eukaryota; Ciliophora; Oligohymenophorea; Peniculida; Parameciidae.